AUGACCUAUCAGCCACCAGCCCAAGCGGAACCAACGACCUAUCAGCCACCAGCCCAAGCUGAACCAAUGACCUAUCAGCCACCAGCCCAAGCUGAACCAAUGACCUAUCAGCCACCAGCCCAAGCUGAACCAAUGACCUAUCAGCCACCAGCCCAAGCUGAACCAAUGACCUAUCAGCCACCAGCCCAAGCUGAACCAACGACCUAUCAGCCACCAGCCCAAGCUGAACCAACGACCUAUCAGCCACCAGCCCAAGCGGAACCAACGACCUAUCAGCCACCGGCCCACCACCAGCCAUCCAAGAUCCCCCCCACAGUUCCACAACAGCUGCCCCUCAACCCUCCAAGAUCCCCCCCACAGUUCCCCAACAGCUGUCCCUCAGCCCUCCAAGAUCCCCCCCCCAUUUCCCAACAGCUUCCCCUCAACCCUCCAAGAUCCCCCACAGUUCCCCAACAGCUGCUCCUCAACCAUCAAAGAUCCCCCACAGUUCCCCAACAGCUGCCCCUCAACCCUCAAAGAUCACCCCACAGUUCCACAACAGCUGCUCCUCAACCCUCAAAGAUCACCCCACAGUUCCCCAACAGCUGCUCCUCAUCCAUCAAAGUUCCCCCCACAGUUCCCCAACAGCUGCCCCUCAACCCUCAAAGAUCACCCCACAGUUCCCCAACAGCUGCACCUCAACCAUCCAAGACCCCCUCCCCCCAAAAAAAUACCAUCAGUUAA
Oncorhynchus kisutch (coho salmon) is the source of this 723-nucleotide messenger RNA. Its product is annotated as early nodulin-75-like. The transcript has a single exon. NCBI's taxonomy places the organism in Eukaryota, Metazoa, Chordata, Actinopteri, Salmoniformes, Salmonidae. The coding region runs from base 1 to 723 and encodes 240 amino acids. The record is from RefSeq and is a predicted model, not a curated record.